AUGAAGGAGUACUUUCCGUUUGUUGACAAUCACUUCUCGUGGUUAAUCCAAUUAAUAACCACCUUAUUAUUAUACUCAACGAUUAUUAUGCCUUUGUUGUUGUUACAUACGUACUUCAAAAAAAGGUAUAAAUUGCACAUAACUAAGGAUACUACUAAAUCGUGUUCUGCAAGAGCGAUAUACAUCUGUUUUGUACCUGAUGUCAACGCUUCAGAAAAUGUUGAAAAUGUUCUGCGUAUUGAUUUACCAAUCCCUGUAACUGUGUCCACUACUCGCUUGGGAUCACAUUCAAAAUUGUUUAAAUGUAUAAAUUGUAUACAAUCCUAUUUCGGUCUAGACUGUACUCCAUCAUUGAGGACUACAAAACAAUACUAUGCCCUGUUGGCACUUUGUUUUAUUGGUCUGCAGUUCUCUUAUUUGUUAUGGGGAUUAUUGCAGGAGCGAAUCAUGACUAAAGUGUAUGGCAACGAAAAGUUUGAAAAAUCACAAUAUCUCGUCUUUUGUAAUCGUAUAACAGCUCUGAUCAUCUUAUUACCUUUACACUGUUUAAAUUUGGGAUUUAUUGUCAACCCUUGGCAACAAGGUCGUAAAGCACCUUUUGUCGAAUACGCAUAUGCUUCUGUUAGCAAUGUGAUUAGUAGCUGGUGUCAGUAUGAAGCACUAAUGUAUAUUUCAUUUCCGAGUCAAGUAAUUCUUAAGGCAUGUAAAGUUUUACCUGUUAUGUUUAUGGGGAAAUUCAUUCAGAGGAGGGUGUAUAAGGGAAGUGAAUACCUUACAGCUGGCAUUAUAUGCUUAGGCAUGAUUAUGUUUUUCUACACUGAUCCUGAACAAGAUUAUCAUUCAAAAAAGGAGACAGAUACUAGAUUUCUAUUAUCACUUAGUGGUUAUGUACUAAUCUUCGGUUAUAUUCUAUGUGAUUCUUUUACUUCUAAUUGGCAAGACUAUUUAUUUCAAAACUAUAAACUUACCUCGUUACAGGUCAUGGCUGGUACAAACAUUUGGUCAGUGCUACUCACCCUGUUAUCAUUAGUUGGAAAUGGUGAUCUUAUUUAUUCUGUACAAUUUGGAUUUAGACAUCUUGAAUUUAACUUUGAUGUUUUAUUGUCAUCUUUGUGUUCAGCAUUUGGUCAGCUGUUUAUCUUUCUUACCAUAUCACAAUUCGGUCCAGCUUCAUUUGUCCUAAUCAUGACACUGAGACUUGGUUUCUCCAUGAUACUUUCAUGCAUUAUAUUUUCUCAUGCAUUACAUCCAUUGGCUAUAGUAGGCAUAUUCGUGGUUUUCUUUGGUUUAUUUUUACGAAUUUAUUCACGCCAGAAAAAAACUGUACCAUCGAAAAAUAACAGUAUUAAAAAUGAUCUAAUUGUAUCAGUAAAGUAG
Molecule: messenger RNA, 1377 nt
Organism: Trichobilharzia regenti
Lineage: Eukaryota; Metazoa; Platyhelminthes; Trematoda; Strigeidida; Schistosomatidae
Source: the annotation of a GenBank genome assembly